AUGCGUGCUACCUUUGCUCUGUCCAACGCCGCCCGGACUCCCCUGAUCCGAUUCGUCGGCAAGCGGUCCGUCCCCAAGACUGUUGACCACACCCCUCGUGUCCACCCGGCCUCUCCCGCAGGAUCUCUUCCCGACUCCUUCGCCGCGUACCGCGCAAAGGCCCAGCAGCACGGUCCCCUCGGCCGUGCCUCGUUCGCCAGCGGCAUCGGUGGCCAAGCCGGUGCUUCCUUGGGCCCCAUUCGUCCCCGAGCAGGCGAGUUCUUCGACCGCGCCGAGCUUCCCGCUCGCUUCGGCCGUCUCCCCUGGAGCCAGGCCGAGAUCGACGCCGUCGAGACCGGCGGCGCGAGCAUGUUCGCGUAA
This is a messenger RNA of Penicillium macrosclerotiorum, 360 nucleotides long. Its product is annotated as alpha-ketoglutarate dehydrogenase subunit KGD4. The transcript is spliced from 2 exons. The record is from RefSeq and is a predicted model, not a curated record. Gene Ontology annotation, biological process: 2-oxoglutarate metabolic process. Lineage: Eukaryota; Fungi; Ascomycota; Eurotiomycetes; Eurotiales; Aspergillaceae. The coding region runs from base 1 to 360 and encodes 119 amino acids.